AUGGUUUUUCAGCCUCCCCCAACCGUUUCCAGCGACCACAACCCUGUUUUGCAGCCGAACGAAUGUUCAUCUACUUUGUUCCAAACUAUCGCAGCUCCUGCCUCCGUCGUUUGGGCUCUGGUUUCCGACUUUGAAAAUCCUCAACGCUACAAGCCGUUCGUGAGAUCCUGCAGAAUCAUAGAUGGCCAGGCGAACCAAGUCGGAUGCUUACGCCGUGUGGAUGUCGCGUCAGGACUUCCAGCCUCCUAUAGCAUCGAGCGGCUGGAGAUUCUUGAUCAUGAUCAGCGCAUCUGCGGGUUCAGCAUUGUCAGCGGCGACCACGGUUGUCGAACUAUCGCUCGAUCAUGA
This is a messenger RNA of Coffea eugenioides, 348 nucleotides long. RefSeq names its product abscisic acid receptor PYL6-like. NCBI's taxonomy places the organism in Eukaryota, Viridiplantae, Streptophyta, Magnoliopsida, Gentianales, Rubiaceae. The record is from RefSeq and is a predicted model, not a curated record. The transcript has a single exon. Gene Ontology annotation, cellular component: cytoplasm; nucleus. The coding region runs from base 1 to 348 and encodes 115 amino acids. Gene Ontology annotation, molecular function: protein phosphatase inhibitor activity; signaling receptor activity; abscisic acid binding. Gene Ontology annotation, biological process: abscisic acid-activated signaling pathway.